AUGUUGCGAUUCGACAUUAUUCUCAAGUUGGCUUUGGUCCCGUCGAUACUCUACCUGCUCAUAUCUGUGGUUUCGGUGGCUUUGACAACGCACUAUUGGAUCCUAACCGACUGGGUUGUACCACGAGGCGUUCUCGUUACGACCUCCGAAUUCGAUGAGCGAGCGAGGCAGUUUGUGACGGAUGCGACAAUUGUCUACUUUACCGAUGCAGAUACCGAUGCGACAAUUGUAUCGGGAUGCUUGAACUUGGCCGCAGCCGUUAUCGCCAUUAUCGCAUGGAGUACCUUGCGAAAACCAGGGAUGGACGCCUUGAUUAACUCGACUAUACGCCGUUUCUGGAUACUCAGUCUUGUCUUCAUGUCCCUUGCUGGAGCGGUCAUGGCCAUCGUAUCGCUCGCACUGCACUAUACGAAACUGGGCAACGACCAAUGGGGAUGUACCCAGGAGCGACUGAUGAUGAGUGGGAAAAUGAAUACAAACGUCUACUGCACCCGAGAAAUGGCCGCAUGCCGAUUUCAACCCGGAUUUGUCACUGGUCAGGAUAAGCAGAAUGCUAGCGUUGCUUGCAACGAAGCCACUGUAGUCAAGUGGAUGCAAAUCAUCUUACUUCUUCUCGGGCUUACUGUACUAUCCAUGUUUUCCCUCCAGGCUUACCUGCGUCGAACCAGCAGGGAGACUAGACUAAUGGGACAACAGGCCCUUACAGAGAAGACUUGA
Molecule: messenger RNA, 717 nt
Organism: Bipolaris maydis ATCC 48331
Lineage: Eukaryota; Fungi; Ascomycota; Dothideomycetes; Pleosporales; Pleosporaceae
Source: RefSeq, a predicted model, not a curated record